Dicentrarchus labrax (European seabass) is the source of this 2094-nucleotide messenger RNA. RefSeq names its product C-type mannose receptor 2-like. The record is from RefSeq and is a predicted model, not a curated record. NCBI's taxonomy places the organism in Eukaryota, Metazoa, Chordata, Actinopteri, Moronidae. Bases 75 to 1178 code for a protein of 367 amino acids. The transcript is spliced from 5 exons.
GAUCAGUCUUCAUCAGCACAGAGGGGAGAGACAUCAGAGCGGAGUGAAGCCGAGGAGAGCAGAAGAUAGCAAAAAUGCAGUGGAGUCUGUUUCUGCUCAUUCUGAUGGGUCAGUGUUCCUUCUUCACAUGUCGCCUCUAUGGGUACCACUUUAUUGAAGAGGAAAAGACCUGGGAAGAAGCCCAGGCCUAUUGCAGAGAGGAAUACACUGACCUGGCCACAGUGUACGACAUGACAGACAUGGAGAGACUCCGUUACUGUACUGAUGAAAAACACGAUGCCUGGAUUGGGCUGUACAACAUCCCAGGAGAAGGAAACAAGGAGUGGCACUGGUCUCUGCCAGGAGUGGAGUAUUCGGAGACAGAGACAGUGUGGGAUAAAAAGGAGCCAAAAGAUUUUGGCAAAAAUGAAAACUGUGCGUUGAAGAAGAAGAACAGUGAUAAAUGGAAUGAUGUUCCUUGUACUGAUAAAUAUAUGUUUAUCUGCUACGACGAAACAAAUAUAUCCAGAAAAAAAUUCCAUUUGAUUAACGAUACGAUGAGCUGGCCCAAAGCUCAGAACUACUGCAGAGAAAAUCACACCGACCUGGUCAGUGGACUCAAUCAGUUAAAUGACACCGAUCUCAAGGAACAAAUUCAUUCUUAUGAUGUGUGGAUCGGCCUGUUCAGAGACACCUGGAGGUGGUCAGAUGGGAGUCAUUUCUCUUUCAGAAACUGGGAUCUGAAGUUAUUUAAAGAUGACGACAGCAAGAAAUGUGCUAUGACUAAGUUAGAUGGAACUGGAAAAUGGGACUCUGAUGAUUGUAAUACAACAAAACCCUUCUUCUGCUAUGAAGAUGAAGUGAUCCUGAUCCAAGAGAGUAAGACCUGGGAGGAGGCCUUGAAUUACUGUACAGAGAACUACCGUGACCUGGUGUCCAUCACUAACCCUCAUCAGCAGAGAUGGGUCCAAGAGAAAGCCAAGAACGCUUCAACUUCUCAUGUCUGGCUGGGACUGCGCUACACCUGCUCUCUGGAUUUGUGGUUCUGGGUCAGUGACGAGCUGGUCUGCUAUAACAACUGGAACUCACCUGCAACCACUGAUAACUGUUACAGCGCUGCAGCCAUGGACAAAGGAGGACGGCAUGAGUGGUUCGAAAAAGCUGAUACUGAGAAGUUUAAUUUCAUCUGUGCUUUAUAGUAAGUUUUAAAACCACCCUAACCACCUUAUAUUUCUGGUGCAUUUUUCUGCAACAAGCUUAUACAAAACUAACAGUGUGUUAGUGUCUAUGCAAAUCUUACUGUCUUAUCUUAGUGUAUGUAAAAUAAAUCUGUACUGUUUUGCUUAUUGCACUCACAAAAUGCUGAUGAUGUUUUGGUUAAGAUCAGGUGAUGGUUAUAAUGUAUAAAAACAUAUUUUUGCUGUGAUAACAUUUUGGAGUUUUAUGUAAAUGGUUGAUUGAUUUUCUCUGAUGCUGACUAAACUGAUAAACCGUGAUGUCAGCAUAUAUUUCAUUGGCCUGAUAGAAAUGUAAUAUUUACAAAAAUGGAGCCUCUUUUUGUGUAAAAACAUAGAUCAUAAUGUGUAAAAGGACUCUUCAAAUUAAAAAUCAGAAUAUCUUCAUAGAAUUUUAGUGAAGUGUUUUAAAACCAUUAUGUCCUCUAAAAUCUUUGAGUUCACAACUACAUAGGGAUUUCUCCAUGGGUGUCAUCCUUAUGUGUUUGAGGUCACUAACAGACUGAAGUUGGCUUUUUUAACAAUUCAAUGGACAGCUUGUCAAAAUAGUCAAAACCUCUAGUGGGAAGUCUGAGAAGUUAUAUGGGAAUGUUUAUGUUGGUGAUAUCUAUUAACACUAGAGGGCGCACAUGAACCAGCUGUCUGCUGCCUGCAGCCACUGGAAACAGGUUGAUUUGCUCACGGUGAUGGUCCUGAAUGAGUUUAUAUUUCUUGUUGACUUUAUGUGAGGAAACUAGUUGUUAAUAAUUUAAUUAAUAUAACUAAAACCCCAUUACACAUAUUGGAAACUUUACUGUCCCUAUUUGUUGAAAUAUGUCUUUAUGUGUACACAAUACUUUUACUGUAUUGAUAUUUUAAUUUAAUAAAUCUAAUAACAAUA